Periconia digitata is the source of this 650-nucleotide messenger RNA. NCBI's taxonomy places the organism in Eukaryota, Fungi, Ascomycota, Dothideomycetes, Pleosporales, Periconiaceae. The record is from the annotation of a GenBank genome assembly.
GCCCUUUGCUGUCAAUCAAGUUGUUGUACUGUUGCUGUCUUUGCUUCAUCUUGCUUUAGUAACAAGUUGACUCAUAGGCUCGCUGCGUCCUCUCAGCCUCACCCUCGACACUACGUAACGACUCUAAACCACUACACGCGUCUGCUAUCCAUAGACAUAUUCGCAACUAGGAUUUCACACUCGAGCUGCUGAACUAUCUACUCCACCGGCCCCCAAAUCUCACUGCAUGCGUCCAACCUCACACGCUUGCAUGCAUGCAAGCUAGGAAGGAUACCCCAAACUAGCGCCUGACGCCAUGCAGCAUGAUCGGCGCUAAUGCAGCUUAAGCAAAUAUGGUAUAGAGGCUCGUAUGCUCGCCAGCCAAUCCUGAUAUCGCUCCUAGCUCUAUCAAACACAGACGUGGGCCCAGCAAGCAGGCGAACAUUUGGGAUCGGCUGUCGUACUGUUGCUUGCACACAAGCUCCCAUCCACGCGUUGCUAAGUAAAGAACGACGAUCAAACGUAUCUAUCCGCAAGGGUACCAUACGCGAUUCCGUUGCAUCGCAGCGUAUCCCUCGUUGCGCAUCUUGCUCAUUUGGAUGUGAGGAAGAGCGAUUGGACCAGGAAAGCGCGAGAAGUUCGCGCGAUAGAAUGCACCGGUGAAUUGCUGC